AUGGUCCUGAAGCCUUAUGAUAAAAGUGAAGUCGAUAAUGAACGAUUAUUAUCAGUUGCGUCCUGUAUAAUUAGAGAUCGUCUUUAUUUCCUAUCUUGCAAAACUCCACCAAGAAGUAAUUCUUCCAUUCACUUCUUUUCCAUUGAUGAAGAAUUAUGCUAUGAAAAUUUUUAUGCAGAUUUCGGUCCACUGAGUCUUGGUCAACUAUACAAAUACUGUAAUAAACUGAACAAAAAGCUCAAGUCUGGUAGUUUAAAAGAAAAGAAAAUUGCACACUUUACAUCACAUGACUCACGUAAACGAGCGAAUGCUGCAUUUCUCAUUGGAAGUUAUCAGAUCAUAUAUUUGGGACGCACACCAGAAGAAGCGUAUAAAAAUUUGACUUUAAAUGAUAAUCGACCAUUUCUCCCUUUUCGAGAUGCCUCUUUUGGUGCAUCUACUUAUCACUUAACAUUGUUGGAUUGUUUAUUUGCUGUCAAUAAAGCUUUACUUAAUAAAUUUCUCGACUUUGAUACAUUUGAUUUGCAAGAAUAUGAACAUUUUGAGAAAGUAGAAAAUGGUGAUCUCUCUUGGAUAAUACCGAAUAAAUUCCUUGCGUUUUGUGGACCACAUUCACAAACGAAGAUAGAAAAUGGUUAUCCUCUACAUUCACCCGAAGCUUACUUUCCAUAUUUCCGUAAAAGAAAUGUAACCACUAUAAUUAGGCUGAAUAAAAAAGUUUACGAUGCUAAACGUUUCACCAAUGCUGGCUUCGCUCAUUAUGAUUUAUUUUUUACUGAUGGGAGUUGUCCAUCUGAUCAUAUAAUGAAUCGAUUUUUAGAAAUAUGCGAAAAUGUUACGGGAGCAAUUGCUGUACAUUGUAAAGCUGGUUUAGGUCGUACUGGUACACUGAUUGGAUGUUAUUUAAUGAAACAUUAUAAACUUACUUCACGUGAAGUGAUAGGUUGGAUUCGUAUCUGUCGUCCUGUUCGAUUAUUGGACCACAACAACAUUGGUUAG
Messenger RNA from Schistosoma mattheei, 999 nucleotides. NCBI's taxonomy places the organism in Eukaryota, Metazoa, Platyhelminthes, Trematoda, Strigeidida, Schistosomatidae. The record is from the annotation of a GenBank genome assembly.